Messenger RNA from Baudoinia panamericana UAMH 10762, 1459 nucleotides. RefSeq lists its product as uncharacterized. The transcript is spliced from 2 exons. Lineage: Eukaryota; Fungi; Ascomycota; Dothideomycetes; Mycosphaerellales; Teratosphaeriaceae. The coding region runs from base 219 to 1451 and encodes 410 amino acids. The record is from RefSeq and is a predicted model, not a curated record.
ACAUUGCCACAAUCACUCUGCUCGUUCUACAGCAGCACCUGAGAAACGCUCGCUCACACCAUCCAAACAGCCAGUUUUCUUGUCCCCUGCGUUCGCUUUGAGGUCAUCAAGCCUCGUGUCGGCCAGCUGCUUAAACAGUCGAAGCCCUCGAGUUGCGUAUCAUACCAGUUGUGUAGCUUCAGCCCUGAUUCACCCAUCCGCCCCCGCUCACGCAAGCCAUGCCAUCCACCAAACAGAAGCUCGAAUCGACACUUGCGGAAGGGUUCAAGGAUGGUAAGAUCCCACACGCCAUCGUCUGCGCAACGAACCGAGAUGGCUCCUUCACAUACACCCACACCGUCGGCACCGCGCAGCCAGACUCCUCCACGCCCAUCGAGCACGAUGCCAUGCUCCUCCUAGCCUCCAGCACCAAACUCCUAACCAGCAUCGCCGCGCUCCAGAUCGUCGAAAAGGGCCUGUGGAAGCUCGAUGACGACGUCAGCUCGCUCCUCCCCGAGCUUUGCAACCAGCCACUCCUGCAAGGGUUCGAUGAGGAGAAGAACGUGCCGAUCGUGGUGGAGAGGAAGGGUGUUGUGACGCUUCGGCACCUGGUAACACACACACACGGCCAACCUUACGAUGUCUGGGACCCGAAACUCCAAAAGUGGGCCGAGAUACACGGACGUAAGCCCGGCGCAGGCGCGACGGUGCAAGAACGGUUCAACUACCCGUUCACCUUUGAGCCCGGAACCUCGUGGCAGUACUCCGGCGGUCUGGACUGGACGGGUCUGCUCAUCGAACGCCUUACAGGCACCACGCUUGAUGAGUACUUCAAGACGAACCUUUUCGCCCCGCUAGGCAUCCACGAUAUGACGUUCUGGCCAUACAAGGAUCCCACGUUCAAGGACAAGGUGCCGCAGUUGAUGACGCGCACGCCCGAAGGGAAGUUAGCACCCUUCACCCAGCCCUUCAUCAAUACGGGCUCGACAGGUUGUUUCGGCGGACACGGUUGCUACGGCACGAUGCGCUCCUACAACCUCAUCCUCAAAGACCUUCUCUCCUCUACCCCUCGCCUGCUGAAACCAGACACCCUAAACGCCUGCUUCACCCCGCAGCUUUCCGGCGGCGCAAAAGAGGGUCUACAGGGCUUCUUCCGCUCCCCAUUCGUGACAAUGGUGAUAGGCGAAUGGCGUGGAGAAUGGGACGUCAACUGGGGGCUUGGCGGCGUGAUGAUCAUGCACGACUGCCCCGACGGUCCGAGGCGGAAGGCGGGGACGCUAAGUUGGGGCGGGAUUACGAACACCUUUUGGACGGUGGAUCGAGAGGCCGGAUUGGCGGUGUGUUUUGGAACGCAGGUGUUGCCGCCGGGGGAUGGGAAGGUGGAGGAGAUGAUUACGGCGGUUGAGAAGGCGGUGUACGAGAUGGCCGGGACGAAGGUUGGGGCGGCGAGUGAGGGUGGGAGUCGGUUGUGAUCUUAGUU